UUAGCCCAAAUGGACGUCAGUGCUAUGACAAACUUAUCUGAUGAGACCUUCAAGUCCGUUACUGAUCAGGUAGAGAGUUCCAGUUCAUUCAGCUUCUCUGGGCGACAGCAGCCCUGGCCCUAUGCUCCAGGGAACAAACUUGAGAGUGAAAAGCAGACUACAAGCUUGAAACAUCAAGACAGACAAUCUGAGCUUUCAGACUUCAAAAAUAAUGAAAACAAGUUGAGUAGAAAAUGGAUCGACUGCCUCAAAAGCAAGGAAACUAACUCCAGACAGUACCAAUUGAACACUAAAGUUCAAGCAGAAAUCAUCCAGGUAUCAGAUGAAGAAAUGAAUGCUCUGCAGUCUUUUUGCAACAUUAAGAUAAACCUGAUCCAUCAUAGGGUGAACUCUAAGAAGACAAAGAGCAGCAGACAUAAAAAGCUGCAGCUUCAGUCGAAUGCAGAGGAUUCAGAGAUAGAUGCAUUGGAUUGUACUGUUCCUGAUGAGCUUUUAAACAGAAUCUAUUUAAAAAACAUGAGGACAGCACCAAAGCAGGUGGCAGCAGCUAAGCAACACAUUUCUUCUCAGUGUCCCAAUUGCAACAGGAAAAGAGCUGAACUAGCCCAAUCUGCCUUCCUGAGACAAAAGAGGACUAUAUUGGAGUCAUUUCUCCUCCAAGAGAAAAUAGAUGAACACCUUCAUACCAAAGAUUUUCUCACUUAUAUUGGAGAAGCACACAAGGGCCUCCCCAGGCUUUCAGAUGACCCCAGACUAAUCUGGAAAAGACUGAUUGAGAAAAGUCAGGUUAGAUACUCUGGUUUUGAAAAGUCCGAUGCAGAGCAGAAGAUGCAGCUGGAUGGAAAUAAUGCUUGUCAUUCACCUUUUUUUCUCGGCAACUUCUCAGACCCCUUUAACUGAACAGGAGAUGGGGUUUAUUAAUGACAGUGUAUAAUGUGGAGAGAUGUCCUUGUUGUUUAUUUGAAUGAUUGCUAUCAUUUCUACAGGUAUUUGGAAACCAAAUUUAGAUUUUAUGCUGUUUCCUUUAUAGAUUUGAAGACUGAUGACUUUCUAUCCAAUGCAUUUUUUUUUGGUUAAAGAGGGCAACUUUGAAACUGUAAUAGUUACAAAGCUUUUAGAACAAUCCAGGAGAGAAAUGUUGGUAAUUUGGACAAGGGUAUUGACAGUACAAUGGAAAGAAGAACAGAAAUGUAAGAGAUAUUUAAGAAGUAAUAAUUGACAGUCCUGGGUAAUUAAAUAGAUACGGGAAUUCAAUUAAAUGUAGAUGUCAAGAAUGCUACUAGGUUUCUGUUUGUACUUGGGUGAAUGAUAAUUCAUUAAAGAUAGGAACACUGGAAGAGAACCAUGUUUGAUGGGAAUGAUCAAGUGUGUGAUUAUUUGGACAUGGGCAGUUCAAAGUGU
Messenger RNA from Choloepus didactylus (southern two-toed sloth), 1401 nucleotides. RefSeq names its product chromosome 3 C8orf48 homolog (gene C3H8orf48). The record is from RefSeq and is a predicted model, not a curated record. The transcript has a single exon. NCBI's taxonomy places the organism in Eukaryota, Metazoa, Chordata, Mammalia, Pilosa, Megalonychidae. The coding region runs from base 10 to 900 and encodes 296 amino acids.